UGAUUGCUCAACAUGCGUGAUAAAGAAAAAUGAUAAGAUAUUGACUAGCAUAUUUAUUUGACCGAUGCCGAGUUGUGCCACGUGGCGCAACAGAUGCCAUUGCUUUUCCUUUACGUCUUCCCUGUGGAGCAUGGUCGGUUGAAUUCCGGCAUCUUCCUUUCUCAAAAUGCUUCAAUUCACCAAUAAGUUUAUUCUGUGCAAUUAAAGCAACAAACUUAGCUCUACUCUAGCCCCUUGUAUGCAGCUUGAUUGAAUUCAUUGCUUAAAUUUCAGAAAGGUACCCACAAAGGGAGUGCAAGAUCUAUACCUUUCUAUACACGGUCAGACUUUGUGCGUCAAGGCGUGUUGAAUAAUUGCAGAGAGUGUUCACCUUCGCUACUGGAGAGUUAUGUUAAACCUACUGCUUCAGGUACUUAUGCACCAAUGAUGAGAGACGUAAGAUGAUUAAUAAUUCAAAAGAGGAGGAUUCUCCAACGAAAAAGGAGGGGAGUACAAGAGAUCAUGGCAAGAUCACUAGCAAAGCUUCUUCAUCUACCUCAACACCAUGGUUAAGAUUGAAGGAUCCGAGAAUUGUUCGUGUUUCGCGUGCUUUUGGAGGAAAGGACAGGCACAGCAAAGUCUGCACAAUAAGGGGAUUAAGAGACAGGAGAGUUAGACUUUCUGUUCCUACAGCAAUCCAGUUGUAUGAUCUUCAAGAUAAGCUUGGUCUUAAUCAGCCUAGCAAGGUUGUUGAUUGGUUGCUUAACGCUGCGAAACAUGAAAUUGAUGAACUCCCUCCACUUCCAAUGCCACCAAUGAAUUUUGGCCUGAACCAUCAAAUGCUAAGUUCUCACGAACUUGGUGCUUCACAAUCUAACAAAGAAGGGUUCAAGGUGAAUAGUAGUAGCAUCAAUUGGGACGAUCAAGGUGGAUUAACCAGACCAAAUUUUUGGAAUAGUGAUGCACUCUUGAGGGGUAAGUCAAAAGAAGUUGCAAGAGAUUCAGUCAAUGAGAAAGAAAAUUGGACCAAAAGAAAUGAAGAAGACGAACAAGAAAGCAAUGAAGAAGGCAAUAACAGUGGUCGUACUCAAGUUCCAUUAAGCAGUACUUCUCUCUUUCCUAGAGCUACUCAUUCUUCCACAUGGGCAGCCGGCUUUAUAAACAAUCCAAUGCCAUAUGGUUCCUUCCUUCAAUUAGAACAUCCAAAUUUCCCAUUUUCUCACAUGGGAAGCCAUGCAUUUUCAAAUCAAACAGAUGAUUUACACAACCUAAAUGCUGUGCCAUUGCCCUCUACCUUGUCUCUAUCAUCUGGUUCCCAGAUUUUAGUAUGCCCACCUGGAGUACCACAAACUUAUUUGCCUUCACAUGUUAAUGCAGCUGCAGCAGAGAUUGAUCCAAGACAAAUGAACCACUUUCAGAUGUUAGCAUCAAGCACUCAAAACCUCUUUCCCAAUUCACUUACGCCAAGUUCAUACUCUAUGAAUCAAUCAGCAAGACCUUUCCAUUUCAGCUUAACACCAAGGCUUUUCCAUUCCCUCGACAGUGGAAAUCAGCCUGAUAGUAAUAAUAAUAAUAAUAAUAAAGAUCAGCAGUAGUUUCCUUGUAAAUGAAAAUCAUGAGUGGUGAUACAAGGAUUACAGCUCCACAGAAGCAACUUCAUCCUUUCCAGGAGAAGCAAGAGUUAAAACUUCAAUUUGAUCUCCAAGAUGAGAGAAAGAGGUACUGCUCAUAUAUUUCAACUUAUGAAAUGCGUUCUACUUGUCCUCAUUGUUAAAAGUGUUUGCUGGAGAAAAACCAAGUCUUCUGUGAAAUGUGUUUACAGGAGUUAUGAUCAUCUUAUGUUUGGUUCUCUUAAUUUUUGCUUCAUUUGGGUUAUUAUCAAUUCUUACCUAGGAGAGUUUCUAUUCUUUUUUUCCCUUUCUUCCCCUUUUUUUUUUUGGUUUUUUUUAUAAUGGUGUAUGAAUAGUUUGAUACUUGUGAGAGGAUUUUGAACUAUCUUGAUAAUUCAUGUUCUGAUCAGUGGCUGAAUGACCAAAAGUGAGAGCUAUUUGUACAGUCAUAAACCUAAACGUAAGAAUAUAGCUAUGCUUAUUGCUUCUUUUUAUUA
Messenger RNA from Ricinus communis (castor bean), 2086 nucleotides. RefSeq names its product transcription factor TCP13. The record is from RefSeq and is a predicted model, not a curated record. The transcript is spliced from 2 exons. Lineage: Eukaryota; Viridiplantae; Streptophyta; Magnoliopsida; Malpighiales; Euphorbiaceae. Gene Ontology annotation, cellular component: nucleus. The coding region runs from base 441 to 1574 and encodes 377 amino acids. Gene Ontology annotation, molecular function: sequence-specific DNA binding; DNA-binding transcription factor activity.